Messenger RNA from Mucor velutinosus, 942 nucleotides. RefSeq names its product translation initiation factor eIF3 subunit (gene TIF34). The transcript is spliced from 2 exons. The record is from RefSeq and is a predicted model, not a curated record. Bases 1 to 942 code for a protein of 313 amino acids. Lineage: Eukaryota; Fungi; Mucoromycota; Mucoromycetes; Mucorales; Mucoraceae.
AUGACCACAGUUUUAUCUAACAUGCAAUUAAUCAACCAACGUAAAGAUACCCUACAAAAAUUCAUCCAGUCAAAGACAGUCGGCGAUGUAUUGAACAAGGUGAAGCCUACGCAUCGUGAAUUGCUUGAUCUCCCUUUGACUUCCACUAUGGAAGAGGCCUUUGAUCUGCUCUUGGCCGAAGACAUUCUCUCUGUUCCAAUUUACCACAAGGAGGGCAAUGAAAAGAAGUAUUUGGCCAUUGUAAGUGCUUUGGAUUUAUUAAAAUUGCUGAGCACAAAGGUCUCUGUGGAAACAUUGCAAACAAACAGUGAUACUCUCUUGAUGCAAUUGAGCGAAGCCAUCUCCAUUUCAGAGCCAUUAACCGUUCUCAAAUCAACGGACAGUUUGGAUCAGCUUCUUUCCCUUUUGAGCGUGGAAAAGGCACAUCGUGUCUUGGUGCAAGAAUCUGCUUCCGGUCUCGUGUUACUUUCUCAGAUGGACUUGAUCCGUUUCUUCCAAGCUAACAAUCAUCAUAUCGGCUCUGCCUUGUUAGACCUCUCCGUCGACAAGAUCAAGUCUUCUGGUAUCCGAUCAAGUCUUAAUUUCAAAAGCACUGCUGCAGAGGCCUUCUUGAAAUUGGCUGCUGAUGAUACUAUUAGCGCCCUUCCUAUUGUGGAUGAUAACAAUGAUCUCAUUGGAGAGAUUAGUGCUCAAGACUUGCGUGGGUUGAACAGAAAUCGCUGGGAUUCUCUCAUGAAGCCUGUUGUGAUGUACUUGAAAGCAAGCCAUGGUGAUUUGUACGCUCCAUUGACUUGCCAUGACCGUUUCACUCUUUCUCAAAUCAUGUCUGCCUUUGUCUUGCGUAAAACACAUAGGCUCUGGUGGAUGAACUAUGAGACUGGAGAGCUGAAAGGCGUCAUUACUUUGACUGAUAUUUUGAAUACAUUUGCAUCAUUUCAUUAA